GUAUGACCGUAUGCCAGCCGUAAGGAGUCAUUAUUACUACUUUUGAUUGCUUUUAAUAGUUUAAUGAUAAUUUCUGAAUUAUUUAAACAAAUAUUAGUUUUGCAUGAAUAUGAGAAUUUUUAUUUGGAAAUUUUGAUUUUAGAUACUUCAGGGUUUCAUAUUAAUCUUUCUGAGCUAAAGACACGAUAAAUAUACAUAUGAUUGGGCCGUGACACCGCCGCCUACGGAACCACGUGACCACGCUGUCGCUUCCCGCGUCAGAUUAUAUUUAGGACUUCUUGGGCCAUUUAUAUAUUUAACAAUAUGUGUAAUAUUAAAAAAUAACUGUCUACAACACACCAUUUUCUCUUUUGUUGUAAAAGAGUUGCAAAAAAAUUCUGCGUGUUUCAAAGAAGCUCGGACACACAUUCAUUACAACUUUUUACUAUUAAAAGAAAGAACUCUCUCUCUUUCACCCGGUUUACCUUAAAUUUGUAAGUUCUAAGCACACGCACAGAAAUGGUUACAUAAAUAUGACUUCUGGAAUAUUUUAUCAGAAAUACAACAUUUAUUACCUGUUCAGUGCAAUCUAUUAUCUAUCUUCAGCCUACCGCAGGUACACGAUCGAUAUGAUGCACUUAGAUAUUCAUAAGACUCUGAGCUUUUAAUAGGGUGGCCGGGAAAGGGGCACUCAUCGCAAGAAAUUGAAACAUAAGACGACCUAACUGUUAUUAAAGAUGUACAGCGUGUUUAUGUUACUACGGGAUAAGUUUCCUCCAUUGCAAGUUGUACAUGUGAAAAUUGUAGAGAAUAUACCCUCAACUUAAAACAGGCACCUUGAUAUUCUCAAAAUGAUGAAUAAUAUUUACGUAUAUAUAUUUUUGCAAUACAUAGGUAAGCUUGCUGAAUUGAAAACCAUAAAAAAUAAUAUUUAAGUUGAUAUCCUUGCCACAUUGUUAGGGUAUUGAUAAACGGUUUGGUCGCUUGUCUCAAUAUGGUUGUGUCCGUUGGCUAUUUGCCCUUAUCCACUUGGCGCGCUCCCAAACUUUCUUAAAGACAAAUGUUUGUCGGUUGCCAUGGCGAUAGGAGAUAAUCGGAACACAACCUGUUGCCAUUACAUUAUAUAUUCUACAAGCGGGAUGUGGAGAAAUUCGAGGGUAACGAGAUUUACGAGCACUACAUGGGUCAGCAGGGAUUUGCGGCGUUUUGCCAGAUUCCGAGCCUCAAUUGUUUGCCGACAAAUGUAUGCACCCUAUUUACAGCUGUGGACAAAAUUGUGGUCUUAUUAAGUUUUUUAAUAGACUUAUUUUAUUCAGUAAUUUGACCCGGAAUCGAUUGCCGCACUUAUGUAUGAUACUACACUAUACAGUGUGGAUGAGAUAUUGUAAUCUAAUUAGUAUUUUGCUUUUUUAUGGGUGUGAUUUGAUUCUUGUAGAUAUAACCUACUGUAACUUGUUUAAUAUUUUAUUAUUUGCUACUUACAUUAAAAAAUAAAAAUAUUAUUUUCAAAUAUUAUUGUUUCGAUCUAAAAUUAAUUCAGUCAUGUGUGGCAAUGUCUUAAUUUAAUGCACGAGACAAUUGAUUAAGACAACCAAAAUGCCGAAAAUAGUUGUCUAUCAGUUAUUAAUGAAUUCAACUUUUUUUCAGCCUAUGGUAUCAUAAACAUGGAGUUCUGUGGCGGUCCAAGGAUAAUACAUAAAUCUAGCGACUUUGAAAAAACUCAAUUUGAUAAAGAAUGUCCUGAUUGCUCCGAAACCAGCGAGCCUCCUGUGUGUGGCAUAAGACAAGAUGGCGAAGGAUACAGACUCAGAACAUUCCGAAACAAAUGCGAACUUACCAAACACAACUGCGUCAAGGGCACACACUUUUUUGUCACCGAGUUUUAUCUCUGUAAUGACGACAAACCAGCAGCAUAUGAUAAUGACGUCACUCAAAAAGAAGGCCCCGCAAAAGAAGCUCAAACGAUCGAAAAAUUGAAAAAAAUUAAACCCCUGGUUAUCGUCUCUGGAUCUAUGAUCGAUAAAAACAAUAUUAACGAAAGUAUCGAUAACUUCUUUGCCUCUACUCACUUAGUGAACAUGCCUUUAAAACAGCAAUUCCUGAACGAAAGUACACGGAAAGUAUUUGCCUCGAUAUUGGGUCCAAGAGUUAUAUUCACCCCCUGGACCACUAAACCAAAGAAUGUUUCCACUGACUACCUUCAUAUGCCAUUAGUAAAGACCUGCUUCCACAAAUGUCCAACGAAAUGCCCGGACACGUACGCUCCAGUCUGCGGAGUGCCGGGAGCCAAUACCAAUUAUCCUUCGGUCGUGUUUAAAAACCACUGCUUCAUGGAUGUCGCUCAGUGCAAGAUUGUAACGGAGGAACUAAGUAGCUCGGUGCACACUGCAGGGGAGACAGAGCCGGUUGAAGUACCCUUUGAAACAAGCUGAUUAUUGAUAAAAUAAUUAUUGAAAUACGUAUGCAUUUGGAAGGCUACAUCGUAAUUAUUUAUUCAGACAUUUAAAUCAACUUAUUUGUUUUCUGGUAAGUAAUUAAGACGUUAUAUCGUCCUUUAACUACUCAAUAUCAGUCUUGAUUAUAACACAGAAUAUUGGUUUAAAUACUAAUUACAUGAAGUACCAUUAAUACUGUUUUGCAAGGGAAUAGGGAUAAUUAGUUUCGGAAUUGCUUGCUGAUAUCGGAAUUUCACGUGAUUCCGAUAUGAGCAAGCGCAUUUCCAAAGUGGCUCUCGAUACGUAAUGAUACAAAGCUGGUUCCUAGUAUUGAAUAUUGCUACGCCAUACUCAUGGGGAGUAUGACACGCCAAUUAAUAUUGAAAUGGAUGUUAACACACGAUCUCAGUACGUUACAUAACAGAGUUGACAUGUUACUCGUAGGUACAUUUAGCAAAUUGAACAUACAAAUAAAUAGAAUGGUUUACAUCUUUCUUUUAUUGCCUUGCCGUAUCUAGACUUAGUCUUCAAUUCACAAGAGACAUUUGAAUUGAUUUACUGAUGGGACAAUUUUUUUUCAAAUAUUAUUGUUAAUAUCCUUUACAUGAGUUAGAAAAAAAAUACAUUUACCGAACAACAAACAUCAUAAAAACAUAUUACAAAAUAAACCAUCGAAUAUUCAGCUCAAAACGAAAACCGAACUGAAUUAAUAUUCACUUUGUGCAUAGAAUAUUAAAGCAAUAACGUGCGCUGCAAAAUAAAAUAUAAAACCUCCAUGUUAAUAAUUCUGUAUAUUCUGUAGCAGGGAUGUAAUAAAUUCGAAAUAAAUGCAUCACUAAAGGAUAUUACCCCUCGAGCGCCACGUUCAUAAUCCUACAGUGUAUGUGUAAUGUUGUUAUAAAACAUGGUUACACAGUUAUUACAAAACGGUUUUAUAUUUUGGAACGAAUAGAAAAGAACCGUUUGAAGAAAAUUUUAACCAAAAUCUUUUAGCGUUCGUAACGAUUGCCAAAUCAAUUAAACCUACUUAGGUACUACUAAAAUUAAUUAGCGGUUUAUUUAUUUUAUUUGCGUUUGUAUAAAACGACAUCAAUUGCUAUUUUUUUAGGUACCUUAACAAAAGGAGAAAAGUCGACAAUGUAUUGAAUGUUAAAUUGAAAUAUUUUAUUUUGGCCGUCUGAGUAAUUUGGUUCAUCAUAAAAAAAUAACAAUUUCUAGUAAUUGAGGUCUGUUUUAAAAUUUCAUGUAUUAAUGAUAAAAGCUUAAUAAAAACAAAAUCUGGAAUGAGAGCAUAGUUAAGCCUUCAUCCGUGUGAGUGCAGUUUUUAACGUAAAUUCGGACCAAGCCGAAGCUUAAUCCGAUUUUUGUUUGCGGUACUUCCAAUAUUCGGUCCAUUUGCACAGCAGAUUUUUAUUAAUUCCUUUUGCCACCAUAACUGCCACCACCAUACCAGUUCAUCUCCUACAAAUAUAUUAUUUAAUACGCAAAAGUAUUAAUGUGUGCAAUGCAGAGUACAUCAUUAAUUCUCUGUAAAAUGUUAUAUUCAAUAUGGAGCGCACUAAAUCCCCUUGAACUGAAGCACUCACAAUACAUUUUACGUUAUAAUUGCAAUGAAACGUUCUCUGGAAAUACAUACUGGAGGCUCAAGCUAAUUCCUGAUAAGGAGCACCCACUCGAGAGCAUACGUAAGCCCUUCAAAGGAUUACUCGGUACUUUACAGAUUCGUGUCUA
Molecule: messenger RNA, 4145 nt
Organism: Trichoplusia ni (cabbage looper)
Lineage: Eukaryota; Metazoa; Arthropoda; Insecta; Lepidoptera; Noctuidae
Exons: 3
Coding region: 1644-2411 (255 amino acids)
Molecular function (GO): protein binding
Source: RefSeq, a predicted model, not a curated record